Prosopis cineraria is the source of this 1908-nucleotide messenger RNA. RefSeq names its product protein NRT1/ PTR FAMILY 2.7-like. Gene Ontology annotation, biological process: transmembrane transport. The record is from RefSeq and is a predicted model, not a curated record. NCBI's taxonomy places the organism in Eukaryota, Viridiplantae, Streptophyta, Magnoliopsida, Fabales, Fabaceae. Gene Ontology annotation, cellular component: plasma membrane. Gene Ontology annotation, molecular function: transmembrane transporter activity.
AUGGUGGCCGUGAGCAGGGGUAGUUGGGGGGGGGGGUUGGCGAUGGCAAGCACAGGGAUGAUGGAGAACGUGAUAGUAUAUGUGAUGAGGGAGUACAAUGUGAAGAGCAUCACGGCGGUUCAAUCAGUGAAUGGCUGCACCAGCCUCUUCCCUCUCUUUGUUGCUUUCAUCGCUGAAUCUUUCUCCCUCUUCCUCGUUGCCUUCUUUUCUGCUUCUUUCUCCUUUCUGGGCACAAUUCUGCUAACCCUGAGCGCAGCACUGAAAUCCCUGAGGCCUCAACCAUGUGAAGAUGGUUCCAACUCAUGCCAGCCUCCUUCGAGACUCCAGUACGCCGUUCUGCACGUAGGCUUAGCCCUAACGGCGACAGGGUUUGGAGGAACACGUUUCAUAUUAGCAACGCUGGGUGCGAACCAGUACGAUGAGCCAGGGCAGCAAGGAGUGUUCUUCAACUGGUUCUUCUUCACCAUAAACGUAGCGUCUGUCGUCAGCAUGACUGCCAUCUUCUACUUGCAGACUGACGUCAGCUGGACGCUAGGGUUUGGGCUCUGUGCUGAGGCUAACUUGAUUGCCGUGGCCAUUUUGUUGUUGGGGUGUCGGUUUUUUCGCCAUGAUAAGCCACAGGGAAGCCCUUUUGUGGAGCUAGCUCGUGUUCCUAUCGCUGCACUUCGUAAAUGGAACAUUUCGCAGCUUUCAACCCCCAUCACGGAUUACUAUGGUGGUCGUGAUGAAACCGCGCCAGCAACAAGAUUCAGGUUCUUUACUCGAGCGGCGUUGAUAACAGAAGGAGACAUUGACUUAGAUGGCAGAAUCACAAAACCAUGGAGGUUAUGCACAGUGCAACAAGUGGAAAAUUUCAAAACUCUGUUUGGGAUCCUUCCUCUUUGGUGGACAAGUAUUCUCUUAAGCACUCUAGUAGGGGUCCUAACCAGCUUGUCCAUCCUUCAGGCUCUUGCCAGUCACAUAGGGCCCUCCUUCCAAUUCCCACCUGGCUCUGUUCCUGUGAUCAUCCUCCUAUCUACAUCCAUCUCUCUUACUCUUCUAGACAGGCUACUCUAUCCUACGUGGCAGAAGCUUACCGGCAAAUCAGCAACUACUCUCCAACGAAUAGUAGUAGGCCACGUGUUGAACGUGCUGGAGAUGGUGGCUGCAUCUGUAGCUGAAUCCAAGAGGCUGGGUUUGAGAGAGAGCGUGAGCAUGUCAGCGUUUUGGCUAAGUCCACAACUAGUUUUGGUAGGGGCAGGAGUGGCAUUUUAUUUUCCAGCUGCCGGAUUAUACUACCAAGAAUUUCCAGAGUCACUGAGGAGUACAUCAACUGCUAUGUUGUCUCUGGUUAUAGCAAUAGGGAACUAUAUGAGCACGGCCAUGAUUGAUGUUGUUUGGAGGGCCACAGAUUGGUUACUAGAUGACAUUAAUAAGGGGAGGCUCGAUAAUGUGUACUGGAUGUUCGUGGUGAUUGAGGCUCUCAACUUUGGAUAUUAUAUGCUCUGCGCCGCUUUAUACAAGAAUCGCUAACUUUACUUAAACAAAUCCUCGUUCAACUGGAUAGCCUCCGCUUUACAAGUUUUAAGUGGUUUUCCGAUCAUCAAGAUUAUGAUACUUGUUUGCAUCUGCAUAUGAUGAGUCCAUCGUAAAACUAUACAGAAGAGCCAGUACAACUACUUGUAGUCUCGAAAUUGCACGUGAAUGAUCAGAUGAAGCUUGAUUGGCCCGCCAACAGUAACUGGACCAGACAGACAACUUCCAUCAGGACGAUCAACUUUUACCAAGACCGGACCAUCUCUAAUUGUGGGUUCGGUAUUAAGGCGAGCUACUCGGGCAUUAGAAGGAGAAGAAAAAUGAAGAGUGAUGUUGCUGUGCCACACGCUGCGGCGUGUAGAUCAUCUACCACAAUGCACAAACACUUCUGAU